AUGACAUUCUCCAUACUUACGAGCCCCAUUAACGAUCAAUCCAAGCACAUAUAUUCCCAUCUUCCAGCACUAGUAAACAAAAUUGUUGUUGUUUGUCCCUGUGUGUGUGUGUUCCAAAGAGGAAAGAAGCGAGCCACUGCAACAUCACGCAUUCUUUCUCUCCCCACUAUAUCUCUAUGUUCUCUUCGUCUUCCACACUAUCUGCGUCUCUUCUUCUGUACCAUCUGUCGUCGUCAUUUCUGCCGUCCGGGCACAUCUCCGUGGUGCAUCCAUCACACUCGAAUCGACCUUGUCUCCUCUCACCCACAAACUGUUACAUUUUUGUGUAUUGGGGCAGUUUGUCAGCCAGGUACAUUUGGUCUCUCGGGGGAAAGUUAG
This is a messenger RNA of Caenorhabditis briggsae, 378 nucleotides long. The coding region runs from base 1 to 378 and encodes 125 amino acids. The record is from RefSeq and is a predicted model, not a curated record. The transcript has 3 exons. Lineage: Eukaryota; Metazoa; Nematoda; Chromadorea; Rhabditida; Rhabditidae.